UGCAUAUAAUAUUAUUAUUCAUUUCAAUAUUACAUUUAUGGUGUUCGGUCUUAUUUUUGUAGCCUUCGGAAUGAAAUAAGAAAAAGAUUAAUUUAAGAUCAAAUCCGUGUUUAGGAAAUAACUUGAAUUCAGUACCUACCUAUCACUUUGAGUGCAUAGGUAGUUCAAAAGCGUUUUCAAUAAUUAUUUUGUAUUUUGGUGUCACUAUCUGCAAUAAACAAUGAAGCUGGUGGUGCCGUUAAUUAGUUUAAUUCACGCUAUAAUCGUCGGGGCCGGUCAAACACCGACACCAAUUGUACUAUGGCAUGGAAUGGGAGACACUUGCUGUGCAUUCUACAGUCUGGGCGGCUUCAAAACAUUUUUAGAAAAACAAAUACCAAAUGUGUAUGUCAUAUCUCUACGGUUUGGGAACAACACUAUUGAAGACCGGGAGAGUGGUUUCUUCAUGGACCCUAAUGAACAAAUAGACUAUGCAUACAAAGUACUAGAGGCGGACCCUAAUUUGCAAAAUGGCUUUAAUGUGAUUGGCUUUUCACAGGGAUGCCAGUUUCUGCGAGGCAUGAUCCAGCGUUAUGGCCACAAAUUACCUCCAAUCAAGAGCUUCAUUUCCCUCGGCGGGCAGCACCAGGGCGUGUACGGGCUCCCGCACUGCAUGGCGGUGUCCCACAAGACCUGCGACUACAUACGAGAGCUGCUCAACUAUGCGGCUUAUCAGAGUUGGCUCCAGUCAUCGCUGGUCCAGGCUACCUACUGGCACGAUCCCCUCAACGAGGAAGAAUACAAAAGGAAAAGCAUUUACCUUGCCGACAUCAACAAUGAGUUGAAGAUCAACGAGACUUAUAGAUCAAACUUGAAGAAGCUGGAGCAUUUCGUGAUGGUGAAGUUCGAUAGCGACAGUAUGGUGCAGCCGCGAGAAUCCGAAUGGUUCGGCUUCUACACUCCAGGACAAGGCUCGCAGCUGCAGACGCUGCAGCAGUCCAGGAUAUAUACCGAGGACCGCCUGGGCCUGCAAGCAAUGGACCGCGCCGGCAAGCUCGCAUUCCUUUCCCAACCUGGCGACCAUCUUCAGUUCGACGAGACGUGGUUCAUUGACAACAUCAUCAACAAAUACCUUGUUUAGUUAAUUAUGUUUAAGAAUAUAUUUUAUUUUAUAGGCUAUCAUUGACUAUAUGGGAUGUGUAAUGUCUAACACAUUCGUUUUUCGAUUUUGACAGCUUAUAUGGAUGGCGUUUUACUGAUCGUCAAAACACAUUUGAUAAUUCAGUUCUUCCUCGUUUCCUCCUGCUUGAGGGUCGCAACGACAUGAGGUCAUUAUUGUGCCCACAAUAAUGACCUCAUGUGGUCGCGACCCCCGGUCACAGAAUAAUCAUAGAAUGGAGAGCCUUGGUGCUCAUCAAGGCUCUCCAUUCUGCACGAUUUUUCAGUUACCACAGAUGAAAUGGCGCUAUGGCGCUAAAGAAGAGACGCUUUCCGUAUACAUUUUCGUACAUUGAUCCGCCUGUUGACAUCUCUAUUGGUGUCCAGCUCGCACAGUGACGUUGACAACCGGCCUCAUGGGCGGGACAGCAAUAUAAUUAUGCGAGGGCAAUAGAUAUAGCAACAGGCGCGUCAACUCUAUAUGGAAAGCGUCUCUGCUUUAUACUUACAUUGGCAUCUAUUUUAGCUGUUAAAGAGGUCCCCCUAACAUUGGCAUCUAUUUUAGCUGUUAAAGAGGUCCCCCUAACAUUGGCAUCUAUUUUAGCUGUUAAAGAGGCCUAAAUUGUUUAUUACCUGUUACCUGUGACCGCGGUUAGACAAAACCACUGUACGUUUUGAUGAUAUAAAAUAUCAGUAUGGUGACAGUUUAAAUGUUUUAAUAUACAUCCACAUACGCAGCGUUGUAUGGAGGCUGUCAGUCUUCCAUAUUUACUAGCCUCUGUUUUAGUAUAUUUCUUUAGUAGUAGACAUAGAUUAGUAUAUAUUAUUACUGGACUGAAUUACAGAAUCUCAUUUUCGUAGGAAACGAAAAUAUUGGCAUUCGUGAUUUUAUAUUAUGUACUUAGUGAAUUACUUAUACUUAUCAGUAAAUAUAUUUAUUUACAUAGAAAGUGAUGAUUGCUACUGCAUUAAUAGUAAGUUUUAUCGAGUGUUCAACGAUACAUAUACUUACCUUGCAUAAAUGAUGUUGAUUUUAUAUAAUUGGGUAUACUAGGCCUAGGUGAAUUGGCCUAUAUUGCUUGUACGGGAUGGUUAAAUAUAAUGGACCCUCUAGGGCAGGGGUCUGUAACCGCGGCCGCAUGCGGUUCCUUGGAAGUAAAAUUGCGGCUCCUCGAGAUACCUAAUACUAGUGAUUUCUAAUUGCGGUUCUCAAAAAUUUGCUGACCCCUGCUCUAGGACCACCCGAAAACGUGAUAGCUCAAUUUGCUAGAAAGAAACUUAAUAUUCUUUUUUCUAGGAAAAAUAACAGAUUCACGGAUUAACUACAUAAAGACCGUGUACCUACGCAUUGACGCGCUUCUGAGGAGCUGGUAUCAGUCGGUAACU
Molecule: messenger RNA, 2523 nt
Organism: Cydia pomonella (codling moth)
Lineage: Eukaryota; Metazoa; Arthropoda; Insecta; Lepidoptera; Tortricidae
Gene: Ppt1
Product: palmitoyl-protein thioesterase 1
Exons: 6
Coding region: 221-1120 (299 amino acids)
Biological process (GO): receptor-mediated endocytosis; protein depalmitoylation
Cellular component (GO): lysosome
Molecular function (GO): palmitoyl-(protein) hydrolase activity
Source: RefSeq, a predicted model, not a curated record